AGCGGAGGGACGCACACAUGUCCCGUUCGGCACAGGUGCACAGUGGGGAAGCCGCCGCAGGGCUCUCCUUGGGCAUGUACACGGAGAACGGCAUGGAGGAGGCGCUGGAGGACGAAGAAGGAGAGGAGGAGGAAGAGGCGAGGGAGGAGGAGGAGGAGCAGGAAGAAGAUGGAGACCUGGAGGAUGAAGUGGACGCUUCUCGGUUAGAGAAGUUCAUGAGAGACCGAAGGAGAGCGCAGUCUCUGCCAGCACUGCUCAGCUGCGGUGCCGGCGCCAGUGGCGAAAGGAAACGAGUAAAGUUCGCGGACUCCAUGGGUCUGAACUUGGCCAGCGUCAAACACUUUAGCGCUCUGGAGGAGCCGCAGAUUCCCACCAAAGUUCUGUCCCGACACCGGAGUCUCCCGUUGCCGUCCCAACACCAGGAGGCGCUGUUGUGUCAGAACUUCAGGUCCACUGUCAAUUUGGACACCCACCGCCUGGUAACUUGCUUCCCGGAGCCGCGGGACACGGAGCUCAGAGUCCAGCAGCUGCGCGUCUGUCUGGAGAAGGUCUCCAUCACACCCUUCGACGUGCGCGGACAAAUCCGCGUGCUGUGUGACCGGGGCGCAGUCAGGGAGGUCGGGGUCAGGUACACCUUCAACGAAUGGCUGUCCCAUGUGGACGCGCAAGCCUUGCGCGUGUCCGCAGAUGAUGUCCGGGGCCUGCGGGGAGAGCGCUUCUCCUUCACCGUGUACACGCCACCAUUUAUGGACCGCAGCUGCGCAGUACAUUUCGCCGUGUACCUGAAGAGCGAACAGGGGGAGUUCUGGGACAACAACCAGGGUCUGAACUACACGCUCCGGCACCGCAGUGUGCACGGCAACGCGCGUGACAAAUAUUAUGCCUUCUGAGUAUUCUCUAACGGGGGCGUAGAGCCUUUACGUCCGUGCGUAAAACCCUUAAGAAUUCCGCACUCACGCCAUGUGGUGUCGUGAUCGGACUCCCCACGCCGUAGGGUUGUUGGUUCCAAACCUUUGACCUUACAGUCAUCACUGUGUUUGUGUCACUGCUGCUGCUGGGAUCAAAACAAAGAUGCAAAUGCAAAUUGUGACCGUCCAUAUUAACGUUUAUAGGUACAAUUUAUAACACAUUGGCGAAAUUUUAUAAUUAUACUCAAGUGUUUUCGUUUUACAUUUAUCAUGGUUUUAAAAUAAAAGUUUUCUGAGCCUUA
This is a messenger RNA of Cynoglossus semilaevis (tongue sole), 1210 nucleotides long. RefSeq names its product protein phosphatase 1 regulatory subunit 3G (gene ppp1r3g). NCBI's taxonomy places the organism in Eukaryota, Metazoa, Chordata, Actinopteri, Pleuronectiformes, Cynoglossidae. The record is from RefSeq and is a predicted model, not a curated record. Gene Ontology annotation, molecular function: protein phosphatase 1 binding; glycogen binding. The transcript has a single exon. Gene Ontology annotation, biological process: regulation of glycogen biosynthetic process. The coding region runs from base 18 to 890 and encodes 290 amino acids. Gene Ontology annotation, cellular component: protein phosphatase type 1 complex.